AUGGCUGAUGAUGAUGUUAUUGUGCAGGAUGAGCCAGCCGGGAAGGAGCCAGAGCCUGUGCAAACUGAGGACAAGAAGAAGAGUAAUGUGAGAGAAUACCAGCCUCCAAUUCCAUAUCCUGCUAGGUUAAAGCAGGAGAAGAUGCCCAAGUAUGCGAGGUUCUUGAAAGAGAUUCUAUGCAAUAAGAGGAAGCUGGAGGACUGGGGACUGGUGACAUUAAAUGAGGAAUGCUCAGCCAUUCUUCAGAAAAAGCUGCCAGUGAAGAGGCGUGAUCUAGGGAGUUCCACUGUACCCUGUAUUAUUGGUGAUUUACUUAUUAGUGAUGCUUUAGCUAAUUUAGGUGCUAGCAUCAAUUUAAUGCCUAACAAUUUGUUUGAGAAAUUAGGUUUGACUGAGCCUAAACCUACUAGGAUGAGCAUACAGUUAGUAGAUAGGACUGUGAAAUAUCCUAGGGAAAUAGUUGAGGAUAUACUUGUUAAGGGUGAGAAUGGCGUGCCUUUAAUUCUAGGUAAACCUUUCCUUGCAACAUCUAGGGUUGUUAUAGAUGUGUGUGAUGGGAAUUUACAGCUUAGAGUAGGUGAUGAGACUAUUACCUUUGACCUUAACACUUCUAUGAGACAUUCAAUUGACCAUGAUGAUACUGUGUAUUCUGUAGAUGUUUUGGAUGAUACUGUGGAGUCACAAUUGAAGGAGAUAUUACUUGAUGAUCCUUUGAAGGUCCAUUGUCCAUUUGAUAGGUCAGGGGUGCAGAAAUUGAGACCUUCACUUGAGGAGCCACCAGCCUUGGAAUUGAAGCAGUUACCUAAGCACUUGACCUAUGCUUAUCUGGAUCAGGCGGAGAAGCUACCAGUGAUCAUUAUAGCUAAUUUGACUCUUGAGAAGAGGGAGAUGACUUUGGCUUCCCUCAAGAAGGCUCAAUGA
Molecule: messenger RNA, 921 nt
Organism: Ricinus communis (castor bean)
Lineage: Eukaryota; Viridiplantae; Streptophyta; Magnoliopsida; Malpighiales; Euphorbiaceae
Exons: 4
Coding region: 1-921 (306 amino acids)
Source: RefSeq, a predicted model, not a curated record